UGGUCAACCAAUUCAUCACACCUUGGACUAGCCGGUAAAAUCAGACUUUGUGAGUUUGUUCGUUACCUCCCGCCUCUACCUUCGAAGCUCUUUUCUACUUUCUCCUUUCAGAGAGAUCGUUCUCUGAUUCUCCUGGAGAUCAGGGGCAGUGAUGGCGAUUCUGUAUGCGGUGGUGGCUCGGGGGUCGGUGGUGCUGGCGGAGUUUAGCGCCGUGACGGGGAACCCAGGGGUGGUGGCGAGGCGGAUCCUUGAGAAGAUUCCGUCUCAGGCUGACUCCAGGCUCUGCUUCUCUCAGGAAACCUACAUCUUCCACAUACUUCGAUCCGAUGGCCUCACCUUCCUCUGCAUGGCCAACAACACCUUCGGCAGGAGGAUCCCUUUUUCUUACUUGGAGGAUAUUCACAUGAGGUUCAUGAAAAACUAUGGCAGAGUGGCCGACUACGCACCUGCUUAUGCAAUGAAUGAUGAUUUCUCAAGAGUCUUGCAUCAGCAAAUGGAAUUUUUCUCUGGUAAUCCUAGUGCAGAUACUCUUAACCGUGUAAGAGGUGAAGUUAGUGAGAUUCGUACCAUCAUGGUGGAAAACAUAGAGAAGAUACUGGAGAGAGGUGACCGGAUUGAACUUCUUGUUGACAAAACUUCAACAAUGCAAGAUGGUGCAUUUCACUUCAAGAAACAGUCCAAGCGCCUCCGUCAAGCUAUUUGUAUGAAAAAUGCCAAGCUUGUGGCACUAUUGACAUUCGUGAUUGUUCUAUUGCUGUACAUAAUAAUUGCUGCUUGCUGUGGAGGCAUCACUCUACCUUCCUGUAGAUCUUGAUUUCCAUUCUUGCUGUGUCUAAAUUCAGCUGAGUGUAAAUUAUCUCUGCAGUUUUCUCCAUCAGAAAUAAUUCACUUCAGGACUUGCUUUGAUCUUGUUGGAGUUUCUUUGAGUUGGUCUACAGCAUGCUGCAUGCAUAUCCUUGCAUAACAGAGUCAGGCUGUCAAAGCCGGAGGUUCAUAGCUUUUCUUCCUCUUUUUCCCCCUUCAAAGCCGGGUGUGGUGUCUCAUAAGAUGGGGCAGAGUUUUGAGCGUAAUGUUUCUUGUUUGGUGACUGGUGUUGACUUGUUAGUAGGAAACUCAAGUACAUAAAUAAAAAUUUGGAAAAUGAAGUAAGAAUUACUUCAUAUUAAUCUUGACAAAUGCGUGUAGACAACAAAAGAUGAUAUGUUACUCCCUUCAUUCCCCUUUGCGCUUUCUGUCCCCAAGAAAAAUCUGCCAUCCUUACUUUGUUUCUCCUUUUCCUUUCUGGAAGGUCGAAGAUGGAUCCCCCACUUUUGUGCUUCCACCUUGUCGCAUGCGCCCCACCACCAUUCCCCCAAGCCACCAAUCCACCAUGUUCCAGCAGCCAGCUACCAAGCACCCUCUUUCGGCAGGUGCAAGAGCCUCAUGCACUGCCUAGUGCCUAGCCCCAUUUAGCUCUCACACGCCGCUAUACAUCAGAACAGACUAGUUUCUUCCAAAGACGAGCAAGUGUAGUUUUUUAGUGACUUCCCUGAAGCAGUCUGCAAUGGUGUGCACCUCUUCAGCUGGCAAAUCACGGCACUCUACUGCGUUAUGAACUGCUUCAGCAAUCAUCUACACGUUGGCCUUUUCCCAACACUUCGGCCAAGAAAAUUAUGGAGUUAGGCUAAUUUAUUGGCUCACUUUUUUUCAUCAUUGUUUUUAUGCUGUUACAACUGUCAGGGGAUGUUUGUUAAGGCUCCCCACGUUCCUCUUUUUUGUACCUUUGGCAUUAGCAACACAUCAUUCACAUCUCGACUUCUAGAGUUUGGAAAUAUAUAUUGCUAUUGCACUUGGCAAUACUCAUUUGCUGCAGUUCAGCCAGAAAGAUGGGAUUGCCCUUUGGCGGAGCUGCAGCAAGGGGUAAGAUCAA
This is a messenger RNA of Carya illinoinensis, 1909 nucleotides long. RefSeq names its product vesicle-associated membrane protein 714. Gene Ontology annotation, cellular component: membrane. Bases 152 to 814 code for a protein of 220 amino acids. Gene Ontology annotation, biological process: vesicle-mediated transport. Lineage: Eukaryota; Viridiplantae; Streptophyta; Magnoliopsida; Fagales; Juglandaceae. The transcript is spliced from 5 exons. The record is from RefSeq and is a predicted model, not a curated record.